Messenger RNA from Clarias gariepinus (North African catfish), 1113 nucleotides. It is a transcript of the gene rgs5b, whose product is annotated as regulator of G protein signaling 5b. Lineage: Eukaryota; Metazoa; Chordata; Actinopteri; Siluriformes; Clariidae. The record is from RefSeq and is a predicted model, not a curated record. The coding region runs from base 16 to 651 and encodes 211 amino acids. The transcript has 4 exons.
UGGCUGAGGACAAGGAUGCUCUGUGGUAUAAAUAGCGGCGUGCUGCUGGUUUUCGGUCAGAAUCUGAACUCUCACAACAACACACACAAGUGUACAGCACACAGCUGGGACUCAGACAAUCAGAGCAAAAUGUGCCAAGGAUUGGAAUCACUGCCAGUAACCUGCCUGGAGAGAGUCAAAGAGAUGAAGGCACGCUUGGGAAGCUUCCUCCAGAAGCAGGAGCUCAAUCUCAUGGGUCUGUCCAACAAAACUGACAAGCUGAGGACGGACGAUAUGCUUAAAUCCUUUCAGAAUCUCCUGGCUCACAAAGAUGGGUUGUGCGCCUUCCGAGCGUUCCUGCUGUCCGAGCACAGCGAGGAAAACAUCGCCUUCUACCUCGCCUGUGAGGACUACAAGAACACAAAGACGUCCUCCAAACUGUCCUCCAAAGCCAAGAAAAUCUACAAGGAGUUCAUUGACAGCGACGCACCAAGAGAGGUGAAUCUCGAUCACGAGACGAAAACCGCCACAAAGAGCAACAUGGAGCAGCCGACCGUCUCGUGCUUUGAUCUGGCCCAGAGCAAGAUCUACACUCUCAUGGAGAAGGACUGCUACCCUCGGUUUCUAAAAUCUCCGCUCUACAUGGAGCUUAGCAGACAAGCAAAGCUUUGAACUUGUCUCCAACCACUGGACACACUUGAAGCAGAUCUUCAAACGCACGAACGCCGUCUCAAUGGCCGAGGUGGACACGAAGAUAUCAGUGUGGAACUGCAACAUACAGUAACAGUCUGAAAGGUGCCGGGAACUAAUGAGGAACAAAUUGUUGAAGGAUAUCAAGAGAGAAGCAACAGUAAGAGGUCAUCAAUCAUAAUGCUGAACUUGGAGAAAAAGAUUUUAAAAAAAAAACACUGGAAUUAAACUGUGAGCACACUUUUGCACAAGGAAACUGACAAAUCCUACAAUGUUUUCAAUGUUGUAUAGUUUUGUCAUCUGAAGAACUAAUAUUUAUUGAACAAAAAAUUUAUACACAGUAAAUGUUAUAUAUUUAUUUUAUUUAUUAAACUGUAUGAUGAUGUAUGUGUGGAAUUUUGUUGAAAUAAAUUAUGAAAUCUAACAUCCUGUGCAACGUGUUUU